UUUAUUUUCACAAGUCGGCGAAAUCACUACUGCAAUUCACCCCUUAUAUAUAGCUUAACUAUACUAUAUAAACCGUUUCUAUAAAAGACGAAUAUGUUUACAUUGCGUCGUCUCAGUCAGCGUUUGUAUCCGAAGCAGAUUCAACACUUUAAAAUGUCACAGAUCGGAGAGCUUGGAAGUGGUGCCGGAAAGGGAGGCGGUGGAGGCGGUACUAUUCGAGAAGCAGGUGGAUCUUUUGGUAAAAUGGAGGCUGCUCGCGAAGAAGAGUUCUUUUAUAAGCAGCAAAAGGAACAGCUAAAGAAUCUAAAAACCAAGACAGAACCCAAGGCUCCCGAAAUUCCCAAGAAGUAAUAUAAAAAUAUUUAACUAUCACUUCAUUAUAUUGUCUGAAUUGUAUUUAAUCAAAAUAUAAUAAUAAGUUGUUUAAAUUAAAAAGUUUUUAUUUGA
Molecule: messenger RNA, 447 nt
Organism: Drosophila eugracilis
Lineage: Eukaryota; Metazoa; Arthropoda; Insecta; Diptera; Drosophilidae
Product: ATPase inhibitor A, mitochondrial
Exons: 3
Coding region: 94-351 (85 amino acids)
Biological process (GO): negative regulation of ATP-dependent activity
Cellular component (GO): mitochondrion
Molecular function (GO): ATPase inhibitor activity
Source: RefSeq, a predicted model, not a curated record